UGCCGAUAGCAAAUAAUUCAGAACAAUAUAUUACUUUCUCAGUUGGUCAACUUCAAUUUAUUGAUAGUUUGAAAUUUUCAUUACCUGGUUUAGCUAAGAUGGCAGAAAACUUACAUGAUGAAAAGAAGGGCAAAACUAAAACACCAGAACAAUUAGCAAAAU
This is a messenger RNA of Racocetra fulgida, 162 nucleotides long. NCBI's taxonomy places the organism in Eukaryota, Fungi, Glomeromycota, Glomeromycetes, Diversisporales, Gigasporaceae. The record is from the annotation of a GenBank genome assembly.